Aphidius gifuensis is the source of this 1183-nucleotide messenger RNA. RefSeq names its product N-alpha-acetyltransferase 80 (gene Naa80). The coding region runs from base 544 to 1116 and encodes 190 amino acids. Gene Ontology annotation, cellular component: cytoplasm. The transcript is spliced from 4 exons. Gene Ontology annotation, molecular function: N-acetyltransferase activity; acetyl-CoA binding. NCBI's taxonomy places the organism in Eukaryota, Metazoa, Arthropoda, Insecta, Hymenoptera, Braconidae. Gene Ontology annotation, biological process: protein acetylation. The record is from RefSeq and is a predicted model, not a curated record.
GGUUAGAAUUUACAAAAAAAAAAAAAAAAAUAGAAAAACGCCGCCAAUGGUACAACUGAAGAACUAAGUAUCUGGGAUAUAGUUUUUUCUUUUGUGUGUGUGUGACUGUGUGCAUAUAUAUAUUUUAUUAUUUUAUUAUUAUUUUUUUUUAUAUACAACAAGACAGCUCUGACAUGACGUAAAUAGACGUCAAGAACUUAAUAAAAGUAGUAUGGUGCUCCAAUUUUGAACAAAAAAUUUUCAAAGUCAAAAUUGAAUUCACGUACAGAUAUAUAUAUUAAAAAAAAAAAAACAUUAUUAUUUUUAAGUAUUAAGUAAGAUGGAAAUAUAUGAAAAUAUAUUUCUUAAAUUUAUUUAUAAAAUAUAGUAUUUAAAAUAUACAGUAUUAAAAAAAUACACGUGUGUGUGACAUUUUGGUUUAUUAACAUGUAAAUUUAAUUGCAUUUAUAAACAAUAAUAUAAUAUUUAUUUUAUAUAAAAAUAAAUAAAGUUUGGAAUGACGCUUGAAAUUUAUUUAAACAGGAGCCAUUAACAAUAAAUAUCAUGAAAAAUAGUUGCUACAAAAUUGUACCAAUUCAUCAACGACCUGAUUUAUUUUUGGAUUGUUGUAAUCUCAUAAAUGCUGAAUGGCCUUCCAGCAAUACAAGACGCUUACGAACAUUGGGAAUGUCAUGUGAUAAUUUUCCAACAUGUCUUGUAUUGUUAAACAAUGAUAAAGUUAUUGGACAUUGUAAAAUUUCACUUGUACCAAAUCUCAGUGACAGUUGUUUCAUUGAAUCAGUUGUUAUUGAUUAUGAAUGGAGAUCACAAGGUUUGGGUUCAUCAUUAUUACGUGGAACAGAAGAAUAUAUAUUAAGUAAAGGCUUAAAAAAUAUUUAUUUAGCAACAAAAGGACAAGAAGUUUUUUAUAUUAAAAAUGGUUAUAGAAUAUGUGAACCAAUUAAUUUAUUUAAUUGUGGUUAUGUUGCUGAUAAUAUUGUUGAUGAAGAAAAAAAAAUUACAACUAAAAUUGGACAAUUUUCUUCAGGUCCAACGCCACCACCUCUUCCAAAAAUUAAAUUGCCAAUUAAUAACAAAGUUAUAACUACAAAAACAUAUAUGAUUAAAAAUUUUUAACAAAUAUAUAUUUUUUCAAUUGAAAAGAAUACAAAAAAAAAAAAAAAACGAAUUAAAUCAACAUUAU